CCCAGGUGGCAUGUGGUGACAAGUCCAUCAGGGCACGCCUGUUGUCAAAAAAACAAACAGACCCCCUACAUAGCGAGGGUCAAGGUCAAAGCUGGGACCGUCCCGCCCAAACAAGACCCUCAAAGCUCAGUCGGAGCCCCAGGAGGCUUCAGAGGGACCGGAUGAUGGUGGAAUAAGGACUUGCUGUGCUCAUCAUCCAGAAGGGCUCUCCAGCAGGGGGCGGCGUUAGACCGAGCACAACUCCCAGUCCUCGGUCAGUCUCCGCUGUCAGGAUCACGCCUCUGAAGACCAUGAAAGGCUCUCCUGACCUGAUUCCUGCCGCAGAUUUGGACCCCAGCAGAGUGUGCAAAGGGAAAGGAGUGGUGACUCUUAGGGCCACCCUGAUCCACAUCGAUGAAGAGGGCUGCAUCAGCCGAGAGCCAAACAUCAUCACAGCACCAAGUGACUGGACAGGCCAGAUUAAUGGAGACAGCUCUAAAGCAGGUUUGGCAGAGGGAGGCAGAAACAUCAUAGCUGAUUUACCACCUGUAAACAACACUCAGUGCCAGGCCAAUUCACCUGAGAGCAUCAAAGAAAACCAGACUCCGUCAUCCACUGAUAUCCAGAACUGUGUCACGUCUCCGUCCAGCUCUGUCUACCCCUGCACCAGCACAGUUAACCCCACCAUAGUCCUGCUGCAACACAACAGAGAGCAACAAAAGCAUCUUUCUCAUUUUGAAGACCCAACCCCAGAGAGGGACAAAAGCCCUGAUCCGGGGAGGGACUCGGUCAGUCCGGAUGAUAUGGACUGGAAGAGGCUGCGGCUGUCUCUGCACUCCCCCGACUUCAGCCCUGUCAACAAGCCCAUUGUGCCAGUUCGGAACACAGAAAAGUCCAAAGACUGGUACAAGACAAUGUUCAAACAGAUCCACAAAAUACCUGAGGCUAUUGAGGAAAACCCUUACCGCCCCACCUACAUUUUCCCCGAGAACUAUGACAUUCAGAUGAAUCCGAAAGAUGAUUGUCCCACUCCCUUUGGUUACUUGGAAGAUGUGAGAGCGGUCCCGCGCUCUAAGAGUGACGCCGAGGUGGAUUCAAGAGGCCGCUCGAUGCCCGUGCCAACGCGCUCCUCUUCCCUCAAACCCUCUGCCAAAAGGAACGAGUGGGAGCCCCCGGAUAAAAAGGUAGACACCAGGAAGUAUCGCGCCGAGCCCAAGAGCAUCUUCGAGUACGAGCCGGGGAAAUCGUCGGUGCUGAAGCUGGAGAGAACGACUCAGGAUGUAAAUCCAGAAGAUGUAAAUGUAGAGAAUGAGCCUUGGUAUAGAUUCUUUUCAGAGAUGGAGUUUGAAAAAGGGAGUGCCCCCUCUUUCAGCCCCCUGGAAACAGCCUCCGACCUGCAGCAGUACUCCUCGAGCAAGUCUGGACACAGCGAGGUGGAGAAGGACGGAGGAUCAUCCUCGAGUGAGCCUGGGGCUCCAGAAUGCGACCGCCAUGUUUACAAGAGUGUCCUGGAGGGCGGCGACAUCCCCUUACAAGGUCUACGGGCCCUAAACAAGCGCCAAGCGAGCUGCUCCUCCUCUAAAGUGGAUUAUAAAGGUGGGAAUGGCUAUAUUAUUUCACCCUGCUCCUCUGUAAAUAGUCGAUCGGUUCUUGCCAGUAAUGCAAUAGGUAACCAGUGUAAGAGUAUGAAGCCUCUUUCUGCUGCCAAAGCCUGCAUACCCCAAAUCCUGCCCUCUAAAUUCAAGCCCAAGCUGCUGCCGCCCAGUGGUGACAGUCAGGAGAGCAGGACUAAAGCUGUCCGCCACCCAAAGGCCCACAGCUGUGAGGAGCUGUACACGGGGCCCUGUGACACAGACUUUUCCGGAGCAGAGGAAAGGGAGAGCAGGCCUUAUGCAGACUCCAACUCAGACCGCUUCAGGAAUGUUUCCCCCUCAAUCAGGAGGAGCGCUUCGGAGUUCUCCAGCCUGUACAAGAGCAUGCACCACAUCCAGCGGCCCACCUCGGCCGGCUGCAGCCCCAGCAGCAGCGUCCGCAACCUGGCCUCUCUUUUCGAGAAGUCAAAAGCCGAGGGGGGGGAAAGGUCAGAGGCGGACAUUCCGCGGGAGGCAGUGUCGUCACGGGUCAGCAAGUUUGAAAUGAUCAUCCAGCGGUCCAGCUCCGCACCCAGCCGCUCCUCCUCACUGCCCACCCUGCACUCCGGCCACAGCCCCGACCACAGCCCCGCCCUCCUCUUCAUGGCCUCUGCAGUGUCAGCGGAGUCCCUUUUGGUAGCUGACGCCACCCAGAUGGACCGCUGCACCCCAGUGGAGGCAGAGGGCAAGAGAUAUGAGAAGGAUGCCUCUUCACCCGGCGGCACCUCCUCACAGGAAGGACAUGCCAGGAGUGAGUCGCCCUCUGAGGCAGAGGUGGAGCAGAUCCUCAGUAAAGCCCCAGAACUGAUCUACCACCAUGAAUCAAAGAGUCCCUCCUUGCAGCUUCUAGCCUCUCCGCAACACAACCACCUCCACCACCCUCACCAACACCAUCAGCUGCUCAAACCCAGCAAAUGCAAAGGCUCUUGCCCCGCCUCCUACACCCGCUUCACAACCAUCCUUAGGCACGAGCGGCAGCAAGCCACCAGCCACAAGGAGAGGCCGCCCUCUGUGGAGAAGAAGACCACGCUGCCCGGGAACCUCCUCCUCAUGGGCCCCACUCCCUUCCGGUUACGGAAAAACCUGCAGUCCCACCAAAGCCGCAGGACCCUGUUAGCCACCAAGGUGACAGCGAGCAACCAAAGGCCUAGCACUUUGUCCCCCGAGCCCAGGCCCCUGAUCCCCCAGCGCCUGUCCUCCCUGGAGGUCCUGGAGAGGCUGGGAAAUGGGGAGGGGAGCCCCAUGGACCGUCUGAGUAACGGGCAGGGCUUGGACGCCAACGGGAACCUCCUGCAGCUGCCGGCCGCUCACCGCAGAGACUCGUCCCCAGUUCUCGGGGAGAGCCAGGAUGAAGUAAUGCGGAGGCGCCAUGGAGACAAAGAGAAAAUCUUGGAGGAGCAGCGGCGGCUGAAGCGGGAACAGGAAGAGGCUGACACGGCGUCGAGACGACACACAGGCAUUGUCCCGACGCACCACCAGUUCAUCACCAACGAGCGCUUCGGAGAUCUGCUCAACAUCACAGAUAACACGGAGAAGAGGAAAUCAGGCGUAGAGAGAACUCCGGCUAUGGCUCGCUUCGACUUCAGAGCCGAAACCCUAAAGGAGUUACCUUUUCAGAAGGGAGACAUCAUCUUCAUCAUACGACAGGUGGAUCAGAACUGGUAUGAAGGGGAGCACCACGGAAGAGUUGGCAUUUUCCCCCAGAGUUAUGUAGAGCUCCUCCCCCCCACAGAGAAAGCCCAGCCAAAGAAAAGCGCCCAGGUGCAGGUUCUGGAAUACGGAGAGGCUCUCGCACGCUUCAACUUCAACGGGGACACGGUGGUGGAGAUGUCUUUCAGAAAGGGGGAGAGGAUCACGCUGAUUCGCAGGGUUGAUGAAAACUGGUAUGAAGGUAAAAUCUCAGGCACCAACCGCCAGGGCAUCUUCCCCGUCACAUACGUAGAGGUGAACAGACGACCCCGCGUCAAAAACGGCGUGGAGUACCUGGACCCCCCGGUCAGCCAGUCGCCACAGCGCAGCCUGAAUGCUUCCCCUCAGCUGUACCGUAACCGUCUGACCACCUCCCCCCUGCCCCUCCCUCGCUCCCCCCGCCGCUCCGUGUCCCCUGGGGUCCACGCUAUCUCCUCUGAGUGGAUCUCCCUGACGGUGGGAGGCGGGAGCCCCCCCGCCGCACCCACCCCUCCCCUGCCGCCACUGCCCACCGUGUCCUACCGCUGCGGCGAGUACCUGCCCCCGCCCUUCUCCGCCAGCCCCGUGCCCCUCAUCAGCGGCAGCCCAUACGGUAUCUCACCCAUGGCCUCCCCAUCCGCCUCCCCUCUACCCCCGCCUUACCCGCCCAGACCAAACUCAACCACUCCCUUCCUCACGUUCACCCCGCCUCAGGGGGAGGACUUCCUGCGCUUUCGCCCCAGCAUGAGCCCCUGCGGAGGGCCGGUGCUGGAGGGCUGGUUGAGGGGGGAGAAGGAGUUGACAGAUGGGGAAGGCGCAGAGGGGGACAGGCGAAAUAGCCCUGCAGAGUUUGUGAGGAAUGAGGCUGAACAUCAUGGACGCAGCUCCAGAAGCCCUGUGAUGCUGUUCGACAUCCAAGACAACAACAACGUUAACUCGUUUGCGGAGGCAGUGUGUAAUGAGAUCAUGAAUAUAGCUGAGACCUCGGUGAGGUAUUGCAGCAACCUGUCCCACCACCCUCAUGACUCUGUCCAUAGACUGCACCCCCACCCCAGUAAACAAUCUCUCAUCAUUUCCCAGCAACCCCUGUCCCACAGCAGUAGCCCGGAGCCGAACCGUCUCAGCUGUGGAAUUUUCCAGGCCCUGUACAGUUAUGUUCCUCAGAACGAAGACGAGCUGGAGCUGCAUGAGGGAGAUCUGGUCAGCGUCAUGGAGAAGUGCGAUGACGGUUGGUUUGUCGGUACUUCAAAGAGGACGAAACAGUUUGGGACUUUCCCUGGGAAUUACGUGAAGGAGGUGAAACUGUAAAGGUGUCUAACGCGGCUGUAACACAUGGUUGCCUGGGAAGCUUUAGAAGUCAUUACUAUCGCGCAUGGCUGUUGGUUAGCAUAGUCAUUUAGCCGGGCGAAUCCAUUUUGUCUGGGAAAGUGAUCGGUUCGGCCUGAGGUAUGUCAGACUACAGGGGGGGCGGAGACAGAGGCCGCUCUCUGCCCAGUCCUCAGCAUGGUGUACACCUUGAGCACAUUUUACACACUUCUUGACAGAAAUCGUCCGUCUCCACAUGUGGAAUUUCUCCGUGAAAAUCUACCACAAAGUAGCUUUUAUUGUACAGAAUAACAGCUUCCAUGUUGUCCAUGUAAUCUACAGUACGAGUGUUCACGUAGCACGUCAGUCCGGGGGCCGGCAGCAGAGCAGUGUAUGGAUUAAAGAGUGGAUCUUGUUUCUUGAACGCAACCUGGGAGGAUUCAGAAUGUUGUUUUAUGGGACGUGUGUUUGGAGCUGUUUGUCAUUAGCUACCUUUCAGGAACAGAGGUGUUUAUUAUGAUUAGCUAAGUACAAACCAAGCCUCUGCUUCCAGAAGAAAACCUACAGUGUUUGGAUCAAUAUAUGUAUGAAUUUUACAGGAAAUGUUACUUUAGAUCUGAGAAAAUUACUUAAAAUAAGUGUCCUCUUGAAGUUGAAAUACUCAGCCUUGUGUUUGAUGACAUUUUACUUUGUUACAUUUCAUGAAUCAUCAAGAAGUCAGUAUUUUCAGAACAUCACAACCAUUACAGCUCAGUGUAACCUUAAGCUAUAGAUACCUGUUCAGUAUUGCCUUUACUUUCUAUUCAAAGGGUGUAUAUUACGAUUAAUACUAAAAUGUUGAAGUGGGAUAUUAGCUUCUCUUUUCCCAAGUAACCACAGCGAACACAAAUACAGGACUGUGUUGCAUGUCGGAUGAAAGUGAAGAGAAACUGUCCAUAUGCACAUCCUAUAUGUUCAGAAUCUAUUUAUUUGACAUUUAAUAGAAGUGUUUGCUGAAUGCUGGAGUCUGUAAGGUAGCUGGUGGUGAACGCUUUGCUCCAGCGCAACCACAGACAGGCGUGGUAGCAUGUAAUUCCUGUUGGGUCAUUUAGGGAGAUUCCAAGUAACAACAUAAUAGUAGAUUAAUCACCCAAAAAACUAAGUCAUGUUUUAAGAAAAGCCAACAAGGUGUCUUAGAAAAUAAUCGUACUGAUUUUGUAAAAGCAUAUUGAGAUUUUAACCAUGCCCUUACUGACGAGAUGUAUGUUUUAGCCAUGUAAAUGUGUACAGAAACUUUAAGAGGCCUUCCAAAUAUGGCUACAUAUUUUCAUAUGUUCUGACUUGGAUACAGUUAGUGGAAUGAUUUCAGUAAUAAGGUCAGCAUGCACUGUAGAAAUCAAUCACAUUGGAGCAUGAAACACUAUCAGCCAUCGCCUGAAUGUUAGCCACCGUUAGCUUAAAGCAAACAGACGUGAUGACAGGGUGACUGUCUGCUCUCUGAGCUUUAAUAACUCCAUGUUAGAAGAUGGAUUUUCUAUCCUGCUAUCAGAGCAUCAGAGCUCCCACACCGCCGGCACCGUCAGAUUCCGUAACAGACGCCACAUGUCAGAAUAGAUCCUGUAGGCUACACGCACAGAUGGAAAGAUGAUAGCUAUUGUUCUCCUCUGCUCCUGUUUCAUCAAAUUCCUUGUUGUCGUCAACCGCUGCACUUUGCUCCUCAAUCUCUAGCGGAGCUGUCAAGUAGCACUUGCAAAUAACUUUUAGCACGUGUUACGACCUGCUUGGGCUGGCAGACAGAUGCAAUUUGUAGGGUGAUUGCUUAGUAGGUAUUUUCAAGGGACAGUUCACCCCAAAAAUAUAUAUCUUUCCUCCUCCCAGUAAUGCUUUUUGUUGUAUCAAUCUAGAUGGCUUUGGGGCUAGCGUUGGAGAUAUUAGCCUAAAGGAUGUCUGCCUUCUCUCCAAUAUGAUGUCCAAUAUGAUGGAGAGAUGGCACGCUUGUGGUAAAAGUGCCAAUAAACUCAAAAGCAGGGUAUCUUUCCAAAAAGCAAGACCCGGUUACUCAAGAUAAUCGAAUGACCUUGUUGUGAGCAGUUUCAUGUAGGAACUGUAUUGUUUAUAUGGUCCCUCUGUUAAUGGACGAUUUGCUAUCCUUAACUCAUACAAGCUGGCUAACUAUAGCAUAGCGAAGAUGAUGCCAGUAUCUUUGCUUCUCAGACUAGCUUCCUGCUUCCUUCUGUGCGGCAACACAGUUAUUGGGUGUAGUUUGGUAGAAAGAAAGUAGUUCCUUCAUGAAACUACUCAAAACAUGGACUGAAUGUUCUGCAAAGAGUGCUGUCUGGUUCCUUUAUGUAGUGAGAAGGCAGACAUCUUUACGGUUGAAAUCUGCAGCACUGGGUAUCUCACAAACUCUACAUUUGAAAUGAUGAAUAGCAUUACAGUUAAGAGGGAUAAUAUGUUGUUUUUAUUUCUGAGUGAACUGUCCCUUUAAAGACAGUUUUAGACUGAAGUCAGAUCAUUUCCCCAAUCCACACAUUUCUAAUCAAACGGUGCCAGACUAUCUGAAGGCCUUCCUUUUAAGUGUAAUGUGAAGUUUUGAAACAUAAAACAGCAGCUCUCACUAAAUCUAAAAGUGUAUGUUUACUUUAUCUUCAUUAAUUUCUUGAUGUUUUGGCUGCAGUUGUGCAGCAAUGAUAAACAUUGACCUGAUUGGAACAUGGUUUGAAACUGAAUGUGGAUACCAUAAGUGAUACAUGAAGUUUAAUAAUCGACAAAGUGCAUUAAUUUAACAAACAUUAGUAGCAAUCAGUGUUUGCUGUUGAGACAAAUGAAGGAGUUUCUUCCUGUCACCACUGACAAUUUUGCCAACAAUAACAAAGGAAUGUUUUCUCAAGAUAACACGCUGCAUUAUGGGUUUGCCUGUAUAGCACUGAUAUAAUAUUCAGGUAUUUUGUUACACCACAAAGCAUGUUUUUCCCUCCACUGCUGGCUAAACAUUUGUAUUCCUGUGUAACUCCGGCUCGGCUAAUGUGCUCAGUUGCUGGGAGUUUGUUGGGUUGACUCGUUAAAGAAACACACUAUCUGAUGGAUUAAUAUACAUUCACUCAUUUAGUCACAACACAACUCACUCUAGAUUGUCUCGUGCUCCAGAAAACAUCACAGGAUGUAUGAAUGUAUGAAUAUAUGACUGUGGCGCAAUGCAUACAUAUGUAAAAAUGCAGACUAUUAGGCAGCAUGGCACACAGAGGAUUGUAAAUAUGUAAAAUAAAAAAAAGGCUGCUGUCACUUGCAGCGGUUUAUUUACCUGAAGGAUUUUUUUGGCUGAAGCACAGAGUGGACGUUACCGAGCACAGGAAGUUUGACGCAUAUGAACAUUAUGCUGCCAUUUGUGACGAUCAUAUUGCCUUAUGUUAGAUGCAAAAUUGUGCCUCAUUUUCAUUCAUUUCUUUGGGGAGUAUCACUGAAAUGUAUCCAUGACAUAUUUAAUUCAACCAUGGUUUUCCCAUUAGUCCUAGUCUCUGUGAUGGGAGGACAUCUUGUCAGUUACUGUACCUAAAAGUGUGACACAAUGCUUUAAACGUAAUGAUUAAUAAUCAUAAGAACGGACUGGUUUGAGACGCACAACCUGCAACAGGUUUGGUUUGUUUGCUUCAUUUUUGCAGUGCUGUUACAUUGACAAUAUUAAAAUAAAGAUACUAUACACUGCUGUGACUUCGGUAUUAUGCAAUAUUUAAUAAACCGUUUAAACCA
Eleginops maclovinus (Patagonian blennie) is the source of this 8309-nucleotide messenger RNA. RefSeq names its product sorbin and SH3 domain-containing protein 1. Bases 291 to 4586 code for a protein of 1431 amino acids. Gene Ontology annotation, cellular component: cytoplasm; cell-substrate junction; nucleus. NCBI's taxonomy places the organism in Eukaryota, Metazoa, Chordata, Actinopteri, Perciformes, Eleginopidae. Gene Ontology annotation, biological process: cell-substrate adhesion. The transcript is spliced from 28 exons. The record is from RefSeq and is a predicted model, not a curated record. Gene Ontology annotation, molecular function: protein binding.